GCCAAGGAUAUUCUUCAGUACACGAUCACAACGAGAGGGGCUUUGAACUAUACGGAUGAAAGUCCUUCGAUAUGCCCUCUCAAUCUUCGUAUCCUCUUGCCGACCAGAUCGGCAAACCUCCAACGAAACUUCCCAUUGGGGUAAAACGCGGCCGAGCCCGCCCGGCCGAGGGAACGGAGAGUGAGGGGAAAAGAUAAGAAGAGGAGAAGUUGGAGAUAGAAAAGAUGAAUCAAGUGCUAAAAUAACGCCAUCGCACAAUCCGGUUCGACUGGCUCUUCAUCUACUCUGAACCGAGUCUGGUGAACCUUCCAAGAUUUAGAUUUUUGCAAUUCACGUGUUCGGGCAAUCAUGAAAGGACUGAGUCUCUUCGGACUGGCGUCGGUGCCAUCCGCACUGGCGUUGGGCAUUCCUCAACAAGUGCUGCUUCCGGGAAGCAUCGCCCACGGGCUCGAGCUCGAGGCACUCAAGCCAUCGGCCCGCGAGACUUGUCCCCAGGCACCCAAGGUGGCCACUCCCAAUGACGGAUUCCAUUCAUCCUUGACUUUCCUCAAGGACGAGGCCUUCCGUGCUCGCCAGGCCAAGCGGUUAUCACGGGCGGUGCAGGUGCCCACCACCGUGGGCGACUUUGCAACCGACCCCUACGACGAGUCCUUUGCGCCCAUUGUAGAGUUCCAAUCGCUGCUAGAAGAGCUCUUCCCUCUGGUUCAUGCCAAGGCAACGGUCGAGCAUAUCAACCGUCUCGGUCUGGUCUUCACUCUGCAGGGUGCCGAUACCACCCGCAAGCCCGUUCUGUUCAUGGCACACCAAGAUGUCGUCCCUAUCGACGAUCCCUCCGACUGGACACACCCGCCCUUCUCCGGCGUGUUCGACGGUGAGUGGAUCUGGGGCCGAGGUUCCAGCGACUGCAAGAACGUCCUGAUCGGCCUGCUGUCCUCCAUCGAGGAUCUUCUCACGCAGAAAUGGCAGCCCCAGCGCACCGUACUGCUGGCCUUUGGUUUCGACGAGGAGUCGCACGGCUUUUUGGGUGCCGGCUCGAUCGCCCCGGUUCUCGAGGAGAGAUACGGCAAGGAUAGCUUCGAGUUCAUCCUUGACGAGGGUGGUAUGGGUCUGCAGAAUCUAGGCGAUGAUACCGAUAUUCUGUACGCCCUGCCAGGCGUCGGUGAAAAGGGAAGUCUGGACCUUGUUCUCGAGCUCGCCGUGCCCGGCGGCCACAGCUCCGUGCCCCCCGCGCACACUGGUAUCGGCAUAAUGUCCGAGAUCAUCUACGAGCUCGAGCGGCAAGAGCUCUUCUCGCCUCGUCUUGACAGCUCGCACCCCUCAUACGGUAUGCUCGAGUGUCAGGCACGGUACUCGCCAGACUUCGUCGAGCCCUGGCUCUCCGAUAAACUAGCCGACGGGGACGCCGAAGCUCUGGGCGAAGCCGUCGCCUCCUCGCGCGGUCCAGCCGUGCGGUACACCCUGCAAACCUCCCAAGCCGCCGACCUCUUCAACGGCGGCGUCAAGACGAACGCUCUCCCCGAAAAGAUCUCCGCAGUAGUCAACUACCGCGUGGCACUGCAUAUGACACCCGACCAGCUCCGCGAGCGCGCCGUGCGCAUCAUCCGCCCCAUCGCCGCUGCCCACAACGUCACCCUCAACAUCGACUUCCCCGGCGUGGCCAAGACGGCCGACGAAUUCGGCGGAACUGGCGCUCGCACGCUCACCCUGUCCCCGCUCAUGGAGGCCCUAAGCCCAGCGCCCAUCUCCCCGACCGACCCACUCACCUCCAAGACCUGGGCGCGCUUCUCGGGCGUCGCACGUAGUGUCUUUGAAUCACACUCCAACCCCUUGAGCACUGACAGUGUCGAGUCCGAGUCGACGCCCACCGUCGUCGUUACCGGGGACAUAAUGACCGGUAACACCGACACACGGUUCUACUGGUCUCUCUCGGAGAACAUCUACCGCUGGAGUCCCUCGCGCCAGGGUGGUGCUUUUAACAUUCACACUGUGGACGAGCGGAUUCGGUUGGACGUGCAUUUGGAGGGUAUUAUGGUGUAUUAUGAUCUCAUCCGCUCCUUUGACAACUGGGACGAGGAGUCUGCGUAAAAAGUGACCGCUCUGGGUACAUGCUAGCUGUUGGAUUCAAUUGUAGAUAUGUGGUCAUAGUAGAUACCUGGGUGAUAUUAACGGCACGACAGAAAAGUUCAUGGCACGACAAGGCUAGUCCUAAUAAGGAAUGCCUCCCCUUUAGUACAGAAUGCUAUAUUCGAGACUUAGGAAAUACCAGUAUAGUCCAUAUGGAUGUAAAAGCCUACUGUAGAGAAAGACUGUAGAAAAGACCGUAAAAG
Penicillium brasilianum is the source of this 2327-nucleotide messenger RNA. NCBI's taxonomy places the organism in Eukaryota, Fungi, Ascomycota, Eurotiomycetes, Eurotiales, Aspergillaceae. The record is from the annotation of a GenBank genome assembly.